Molecule: messenger RNA, 1317 nt
Organism: Selaginella moellendorffii
Lineage: Eukaryota; Viridiplantae; Streptophyta; Lycopodiopsida; Selaginellales; Selaginellaceae
Product: indole-3-acetic acid-amido synthetase GH3.6
Exons: 3
Coding region: 1-1317 (438 amino acids)
Cellular component (GO): cytoplasm
Molecular function (GO): acid-amino acid ligase activity
Source: RefSeq, a predicted model, not a curated record
AUGGACGCGACUGCAAUCCUGAGUGCCAUUGCCUGCGACGAGCAAGCACUCGGAUUCAUGGAGCACGUAACAAGACACGUCUCCAGCGUCCAGGACUACGUCCUGCAGCUCUUGCUCGAGGCCAAUGCUGGCACGGACUACUUCCAAAGGCAUGGCCUCUACGGCAUUCCAACCAAGGAGGAGUUUCGGAGGCUCCUCCCGAUCACCACCUACAGCGACAUGGAAGCGGACUUCCAGAGAUUAGCAAACGGGGACGAGUCGAAAACCAUUUGCGCUGCUCGAGUGCUAGAAAUGCUUACCAGGAAAGCACCGUACGCGAGCCGGGGAAAAUCCUUGCAGUUCUUCUACGUGAGAAAGCCCGGGAUCACAUCCGGCGGCGUCACCACCACCUCGGGCCUCAGUGGCUACUUCACAAGUCCAGCGUUUCGCCAACGCAAGCUCGACCCGGAGUCGGGCUACACGAGCCCGGACCAAGUGAUCCUCUGCGUCGACUAUCAGCAAGCGAGCUACUGCCACCUCCUCUGCGGCCUCACGCAAUCCCAGGAAGUCGUUUCCAUCGGUGCGCCCUUCGCCUCCACUCUUGUCCGAAGCCUCAAGGCUCUCAAGGAUCUCUGGCAAGAACUCUGCGUAGACAUCGAGACCGGCCGUGUGAACGACAACAUCGUCUCGGACUUAUCCGUCAAACACGCCGUGAACGCUUUACUUAAGCCGGAUCCAAAGCUGGCGGCGCUCGUCCGGCGAGAGUGUAGCAAGAGCAACUGGCGCGGGAUCGUCCGCCGCCUCUGGCCGAGAGCACGGAUCAUCCAGGCCAUCGUCACGGGAUCCAUGCAGCAGUACGUGCCAGCGAUCGACUUCUUCAGCGAUGGCCUCCCGAUCGCCUCGUCCAUCUACGCCGCAUCCGAGUGUAGCACACUGGGAGUGAACUUAAGUCCAGUCUGCUCGCCAUACGACGUCCGCUACUCUCCAUUCCCGUGCUUCGUCUACUACGAGUUCCUCCCCGUGAGCUCCAGUUCGAGCUCUUCGCCAAGGCGGGACGAUCUCGUGCAGCUCGCAGAGGUAGAGCUCGGGCGAGAGUACGAGCUUGUCAUCACCACCCGGGCCGGACUAUACCGCUACCGCGUCGGGGACGUGCUCAAGGUGGUGGGCUUCAAAAACUCGAUGCCGCAGUUCUCCUUCGUCGGCCGGGCGGGAGUUCUCUUGAGCGUCGACACGGACAAGACCGACGAGGUGGAGCUCCACACCGCCGUCACCACCGCCGCCGCGGUGAUGGCCAAGAGGAACCGCGGCGACGUCCGCUCCGCGAGUGCUGCUCGGUGA